CACUAAGGCUGAGUUGCACCAUCUUAUUUUAACUUUAUCAAACGUCAAAAAUCUAACUCCAUACAAAAAGCACCGGUUAUCGUUAUAGUUACCGUUAAAGUUAGGUGGUGCAACUCAGCCUAAACUUUCAUGGCGUUACUAAAAAAACGACGUGAAAAAUUAUAACAGUUAAAUGUGCGAUGUAGGUAGGUAUAGGUAUUAUCUAAUAUUUGAAAGUUUGUAUCAAUUUAUUUUAAACGAAGUCAUCUGGUGGAAUAUGAAGAAAAUUUAUCAACAUUGGAUCAAAUUCUUCACUUUCGUUGCAUUUAGUUUGAAAGUGGUCACAGCAAUUACGAAUGGACAUCGUGUGCUUGGUGAAAAAAGGUACAUGGUGUAUUUCUUAGCCGCACCACCUCUGGAGUUCUCGGCAUGGACGUGCGGCGGGGUCAUCAUCACCAAAGACUACGUGCUGACGUCAGCGUCGUGCAUCCAAAAUGUGCCGCAUGCUUACGUCAUAAACGGCUACAAUAGAUACGUCAACGCAGAGCAAAUGGAGAAAGAUGAGUGCAUCAUGCAGAAGAGGAAGAAGGUCAUCAAUUUUUGCCACCCGAAAAGUUACGACGGGACUAAAGUGUUUAAUAAUGAUUUUGUGUGGAGCUUAGGAGACAUCUGCGUGGCUCAAGUGGAUACUCCCUUCGCUUUCAACGACAGAAGCUACUACGAUGUGUGUUCGUACCCCCCAGCGUACAUAGGGGUAAACUUUUACUCGCAUUUCGAUGGCGGUGGGAUAGAUGUGGUGAAUCUAGGAUGGGGUCACGCGCAAUAUUACCGACCCGAAGGAGAAUUUCUGGACAUGAAUGAAGAGUUUUUGAGGUUCAGCUCGGGCACGACCACCAAUAUCACAGAUUGUCAAGCAAGGAACAAAGCGGCGAUAGACAAAAUUUCUAUUUCGAAUCACUUUAAAAAAUUUUUCAUCUGCGUUGAGGAACCGGGAAAUUUGGAUGAAAAUGGCGACAUCAUAAACGAAAAUACUCAGUUUUUUGACACUUGCAACGACACGUACGACCCCUUGUCGAUUGGAAGGAAGGGUGUUGAUAAAAAGAAUUGUAUGGAGGUAUUGCGUGCAAGGAUCAAUUACACUAGUGAACACGUCGGGGGAUUUUGUCAAAAUGACCACGGAGGGCCACUGGUGGCUUGGAUCGGUGGCCAUGAGACAGUCAUAGGCAUAGCCAGUCUGUUCUCAGUGUCAGACGACAUGCGCUGUCGGCCGCCCUACUUGUACACGGCUACUGCUAGCAUCAACAAGUUACUGGCAUGCUACAUAUGGUCCAAUUUCACCAGCUCUAGAAGGAGGCAAAUGUAUUGCGACGAUGUUAUCACAGAGAUGGAUUAUACUCAACAAAAUGUAGCGUGGUCUGAUGAAAGGACAAUUUCUUGAAGGUAUAAGGCUAGAAAUUUGCCAGUAGCGUAUACUAAUCGUUUUAUGAAACCAGUUGGCGAAUGUAUGAUACAUUGAAUCCUGGAACUUAUUCGAGUAAUGGGAAGAUAAACAAUUUUAAAUAUCAAAGAAAUAAAAAAGAUUUAUUGU
Ostrinia nubilalis (European corn borer) is the source of this 1567-nucleotide messenger RNA. Its product is annotated as chymotrypsin-like. Lineage: Eukaryota; Metazoa; Arthropoda; Insecta; Lepidoptera; Crambidae. The record is from RefSeq and is a predicted model, not a curated record. The transcript has 9 exons. Gene Ontology annotation, biological process: proteolysis. The coding region runs from base 173 to 1417 and encodes 414 amino acids. Gene Ontology annotation, molecular function: serine-type endopeptidase activity.